This is a messenger RNA of Panonychus citri (citrus red mite), 8613 nucleotides long. It is a transcript of the gene sif, whose product is annotated as protein still life, isoform SIF type 1-like. Gene Ontology annotation, molecular function: guanyl-nucleotide exchange factor activity; protein binding. The coding region runs from base 636 to 7496 and encodes 2286 amino acids. The transcript is spliced from 5 exons. Gene Ontology annotation, cellular component: synapse; membrane. Gene Ontology annotation, biological process: positive regulation of axonogenesis; activation of GTPase activity; small GTPase-mediated signal transduction. The record is from RefSeq and is a predicted model, not a curated record. NCBI's taxonomy places the organism in Eukaryota, Metazoa, Arthropoda, Arachnida, Trombidiformes, Tetranychidae.
CUCUCUUGCCUCCGUUUAUUUCUCUCUCCCCUUAACUACCUUAUCUUCAUCAUCAGCAUCUUCAUCUUCAUCCUCAUCUCUUCUCUCAACCUGUCAUCUUCUACAUGCUUACGACUCUCUCUUUGCAUCUGAGUUCUCCUUCGCUUCCUGGUUCCUUUAUUAUUUUUUCUCGCGAGAAUUUUGGUCUUUAUCUUUAUCUUUCUCUCUUUCUCUCUCUUUCUUUUCUUCGUGUGUAUGUUUAUGAGCUUCGAAGUUAAAUUUUUUCCAAUGAAGUCAAUCAGCUAAAUAAACCAGGAUCAAGAUAAACAAAAUCUUCCAAAAGCCAAACAUCAAAUGAACCAGUUUUCAGUUAAGUGCUAAUUGUGUGUUGUCUUUGUGUCUUCCUAUGUUUAAAUUGUGAUACCUUGUGUCGGAGGCGGAAACAGGAGAGUUACCACAAUUUGGUUCAUCUCCUUGAAGAGAGGGAAGUAGAUCUAGAAGAAGAAAACGUAAUUAAAAGCCGAGUGGAAAAAGAGUCAGCGGAAAUCGGAAACAAAGUGAAGAGAUUAACCAGUAACCCGAAACAAACGGCGCCCUCGCGUCCCGUUACCACCACCGUUACCGCCGUUACUCAUCCUCAGGUUGUUACCAAUAAAAUGGGUAACAAGUUAAGCUGCUCUUGUGCCCCGUUGAUUAAAAAAGCUUAUCAAUAUGAGGAACAGCCUUACCAACAGCAACGUCGACGUGAUGGACAUUUACUCCGUCUCUGGGCGGAGGUUUUCCAUGUUUCGGCGGCAUCAGGUGCUAUUCGUUGGCAACAGGUCACUUCGGACCUUGUUCCGGUUAAUAUAACUUGUAUACAAGAUUCACCUGAGUGUAUCUUCCAGAUUACCGCCUACAAUUCACAGGUUGAGAAAAUUUUGGACGUUCGGUUAGCUCAACCAGGAACUCGACUUGGUCAAGCAUCAGAAUGUUUCGUUUAUUGGAAAGAUGUUGGUACCGGUGAUACUUGGGGAUUAAAUUUUACCUCAUCUGAUGAUGCGAAACAAUUUCGUCUUCUAUGUUCACCUUCAUUCAAGAUCUCACGAAAAGCAUCUUCAUCCUACUCUUUACGUCUAAAUGAACCUCCCUCUAAACGAGGAGCCGGAGGUACAGCUACUGGUCCAGCAGAUAAAUCUCUUAGUGCAGGUAAACGUAAACCUCAGUCAACUCCAUCUUCCCCAUCCCGUCGAGGUUAUAACACUUCUGAGCUACAAUGUACCUGCAUGGCUGCUGAUACACUUCACAAACAACGCAAUGGUCGCGUUAGGUACACAGGUUCAUCGACUAUGCCAAAAUCUGCUUUCCGACACGAUGCCACCGGUUUAACUACUUAUCCAUCAACAACUUCUGUUCACGCCGCUGCAACAGCCGCGGGUCAACAAGGUCGACCAGUUUCUAGUGGUGGAAGUAGACCGGCUUCGGCUGGUCAACAACAUCCACAGCACCAUCAACAGCAACAGCAACACCCUUCAUCAGGCGCAACAUCAACGACUCUUACCUCCGGACGAAGUCAUCAUCUUGCUCAAACUGCUGAUGGAAGAUCAAUUCCCCACUCACAACAACAACAACAACAACAACACCAUCAACAACCUCAUCAUCACCCUCAACACCCACAACAACACAGCUCAUCUUCACAACUCGCUCAUCAACAUCACCCACAACAACAACAACAACAACAACAACAUACUUCCUCCAUCCCUAAUAAUCGUAAUGCUCAAUAUUCACGUGCUCAAUAUGCAUCUUCAGUGAGAAAGGAACAAACCCGUUCGAUGGACUCAACCCUUUACCAAUAUCACGAUAGAUCAGGUGGUGUUGGCGGUGGUCAUCCUAAUGAUGGAAUGAUGAACAUGGGUCAUCUUCGUUCCAAUCAUCAUCCAAUGGACACACACGGUGGCUUAAGAUCCGCUGAAAGUGGUUCAAUGGGACAUAUGACGGGUAAACGAAUGAUAAUUUCAAAUAAUAAUCACAACACAACUAACAGCAAUAUCCACCAUCAUCAUCUUCAUAAUAAUACAAUUAACUCUACUAAUUACUCACAGUCCGCUGAUAUCAAAUCUCGAAGUAAAAGUUCAGACGAUGUUCGUCGAACCGUUGCAACGGGAACUGAUGAUCUUCUUUUAGAUGCUAACACUUUAAAACGUAUGUUACAUCCACUUCCAGGUAAUGGUCAUGAAAGCGGUGGAACUAAAAUGUCCUCAACUGGUGUUAACACGAUCACAACAUCAACAUCAACAUCGGUUGGCGGUGGUUCUGGUCGUCGGGAGAUUAAUCUACUCCAACGAACUCUCACUCGACCCAACUCAGUUCCAGCCUGGAAUUAUUCCGAUGAUGGUAUCACCUUAAUGGGUGGGGUCAUGGGUCAACAUGGAACCAUGAGAUUAAGUCGACGUGAAGAUGCCCUUGAACGUUCUCGUGCGUACAGAUCAGAGGUUAGUCGACGGCGGUCACUUGAACGAACCCAGUGUGUUGAUUAUACUGAUCAAUCACCUCCAUCAGAUCAUUAUUUGUCCGAUAAUGCGGUUCGUUGUUAUGCAACCACACCCACUCCCUCAUCUUCAGGUGAUGAAGGUUCAGCCUCAGUUCGCAAACUAUUGGCCAAAGUUGAUGCGGUUACUCGAGAGGUCGCAGCUUCUGGAGGUGAUAUGACGGUGGGUGGUAAACGUCCCUCGUCACCAACAAUUAAACUCCUCCAAGAGUAUGAGACUCACUUGAGAAACGCACUGGCCAAAGGAUGUGAUGCUGACACUUACUCAUUGAAUACCUUUGAGAACAUUUUAUCGCAAUCGAUGGAAAAUGUCGUCAGCCUAAUGAGAGAGGUUCAAAAUGAACUGGACGCUAUUCGUCGUGAAGAGCAACAAUAUCGCUCUACCGAGGAUCCAACAGCAUUUAUCGCUCCUCAUUCUACUCCAACAUCUUCUGGUCCUCAUCAUGCCCCACUUUUUGGUUCUAUGGGUGGUUCUCACCACUCCCUUCAUCAUGCCCACCACCAUCAUAAUCAACAUCUUUCCCACCAUCAUUCCUCCUCUUCCAUUCAUCAACUCGCCUCAGCAUCAACCCACCACCAACCUAAUCAAUUUCCCUCUCGAUCAUCUUCCUUGGUCAACAAACCUUAUUGGACCCGAAGCUACACACUUCCCUCCCGGGGAACUUCACUUCCACCUCCAAGUCUUCAGGGAAGUUCAGCUUCCGAUUUAUGUUCAGUGUUGAAGAAAAGUUCUGUUCCCCACCUUUUGGAUACUCUAUCAGCCGAUGCAAUUGGUAGACCCGGCGGAUUGUUCCCUGGCUCUAUGGUGGCUCAAGCUUCCUUUGAGAGCACAGAUUCAAAAGCUUAUUUAACAUCAUCUGAGAUGUCCGAUGAUGAGCGACUUUCUCUGACCACUGCGAUUUCCGACGAUGACGAUGGUGAACUACGCAACUCUCCAUAUCGAGCUAAAAGUGGAGCAGCAGCGGCUGCCUUUCAGUGUACGGGAGCAGUUCGUAAGGCCGGAUUUUUAUCAGUCAAAAAAUGGCUUCUUCGUAAACGGCAUCAGGUUGAAUUGGCUCGAAAACGAGGCUGGAAAGGUUAUUGGGUUUGUCUUAAAGGGACCACAAUACUUUUCUAUCCUUGUGAUUCCCGUGAUGGUCGAGCCAUAGAAUCAAAACCUCGACAUUUAAUUAUUAUCGAUGGUUCCAUCAUGCAACCCAUUCCGGAACAUCCAAAGCGAGAUUUUGUCUUCUGCCUGUCAACCGCUUUCGGUGAUGCCUACUUGUUUCAAGCUCCUUGUCAGAUGGAGCUGGACAAUUGGAUAGACGCGAUUCACAACGCUUGUGGAUCGGCAUUUGCCCGACAUCGCGGUAAAACAGGGACUCUCCACUUGCUUCAAGAGGAAGUUCAUCGAAUCGACCGAUCAAUCGAGGCCGAUGCUAAACUCAAACACUUGGCUGAACUUCAAUUGACCGUUGUCGCUGAUCCAGAUUCUCGUAAACAACUAACAGAUUCAAUUCGCUCCAAUGACGAGUCCCUCGAAUCUUAUCAUUGUGAACAAUUUCGUCUUCGCUGUUAUCUGUCCUCUAUCCAAGGGACCGAACUACCUAAUCCCAAAACCCUGUUAGCCCAUGUUUCCAAGCCAACCAAGUCGAUACUCAAUCGUCUUGGUGUUUUCACAGUUUCCUCUUUCCAUGCUUACCUUUGUGCCCGUUCACCGUCAACCUUGAAAAAUAUUAUCUCUUCUCGAGGAUCAACCCGCCGUCGAGGUGUGUCUUCGUCCUCUCCUGCACCAACAUCGGCAAUGGCAUCCGGUGCAAUUUCAGCUUCCACUCGAUCUCUUUCCCGUCAUUCCUCCGGAUCAAAAAUAGCCGCUUCUUCUGGACUCUCCAGAUCAGCUGAACUUCCGUCAGAUAAAUUGGUUCAAAUGAUUUUACCUCCGGAUGAUUCGAUUCACACGGUCCAUGUUCGUGGUACCGAAACAGUUGAAGAUCUUCUUUGGUUAGUUUUCACCGAGAAACAAAUGUCACCCAAUGAUUACUUUAUCCGCUGCAAGCGUCUCAAUGGUGAACAUUAUAUCCCGUCCCGACACGAAGUUGUUGACCAUUUACCUCCUUUCGAGGUGAUGGAAGUGGCCGCUAAAGUUUUGUACCAAGUUGAACUUUCCCGACACUCAUUGGAUCAAUUAUUUGGUUUCUCAGUUGAAGCCGAACUGGUUGAGAAUUCAAUUGACCCCCAUAAUCAAGAUGAACUUUGUGUCUUUGUGUCCCGGGUCGAGGAAUCAAGUUUAGCCGCUAAUCAAGGCCUUAAAAAGGGAGACGAAAUUAUGGUCAUUAAUGGUGCCAUUGUUUCCGAUCUUGACAUGAUGUAUAUUGAAUCAGUUCUUCAAGAGGAAUUAUCACUUUGCAUGAUGUUACGAUCUUGUCGAACUGAACCACCUGACCCCGGGUCAGCAAUUCGGUCAACCGAUGAUUUCAUCGAAUCUCUAAUGUGCCCACCACCACCUUCAGAUGGACACAUGAGUGAUGAGAUGAUUGGUAAAUUAAUUGUUCCCUCGCCGCUUUGGGUUCAAGAGAGAAGUCGAAGUGGAUCAAUCCCAUCAUCUUCAGGUAAUCUACCCACUGGCUCGAUGUCAGGAAACUCAACAGGUCUAUCAAACACUGGCACUAGUGGUGGUGGCGGUGGUGUGUCCACAUUAACAACGAUAGCACCACCAAUGAACACUUGUUUACCCCUUCAAGUGACCGGUGAACAGAUCGCUGAGAGUUUACUGAAAAGUGCUGAACAGGUAACAUCAGAAUUAUGCCGAGUUACCGGUGGUACAAAUACCAAUGCAAGUGGCAUCUCAACGAAAGGUUCAACCGCCGACCAAGGUACUAGUGGCUACGCCGCCAGUGGAUCUGGUGGACCAGUCGCUGUUUACCCGCCACAAUAUGUAACCACAAGUAAAUCAGCAACCCAACAUAUUCACACUAGUCAAUUACAAUAUCACAAACCUUUAGUAAACAAUUCAAUCAGCCUUUCAUCAACUAGCGGACAAACGGCCUCACGAAGUACCGAUGAUCCAGAAAAUGUCAACAAUCAGGGUUACAUUAAACGACCACCAUUAUCUGAUGCAGAAAAGUUAAGAAAAGUAAUCAAGGAACUAGUUGAUACCGAAAAAACUUACGUUGAGCAUCUAAACAAUUUACUAGACACUUACCUGGAACCCAUGAAGAGGCAAAACUUAGUUUCCAAUGGUGACAUUAGUUUACUUUUUGGUAACAUUCAGGAGAUUGUUAACUUUCAACGUGCUUUCCUUGAUUCACUUGAGGAAGCAAUUAAAUUAGAUUAUUCUUUUGAUUCCUACAAUCAACCUCCACAAUUUAGAAAUAUCCUUUUCUCCAUUGGUAAUUCAUUCCUAUUAUAUGCAGAUAAAUUUAAAUUAUACUCUUCCUUUUGUGCUUCCCACUCCAAGGCUUCCAAGAUCCUUCAUCCCUCAUCCGAAGCGGCACAAAAUCCGGCACUCAUUGAAUUCCUACACACAACCUCCAGAGGUCAACAUGCCAACUCUCUAGAAUCCUAUCUAAUUAAACCCAUCCAAAGGAUAUUGAAAUAUCCACUCCUCCUUUCGCAGUGUAAAUCAUUGACCGAUCCCACCUCCGAUGAACAUAAACACCUCUCACAAGCACUCAAAGGUAUGGAACGGGUUGCUGAGCAUAUUAACGAAAUGCAAAGGAUCCACGAAGAGUAUGGGGCCAUUUUUGAUCAUCUACAAAGGCAACACUUGAAAUCGCUGAAAAUUUCCAUUGAAUUGAGUCCUGGUGAACUUUUAUAUUAUGGUGGAGUGGAAUGGGUUAAUAUUAGUGAAUUUUUGGGUAAAAUUAAGAAAGGGUUAGAUUUACAUUCGAUGUGUUUUGUGUUUAAAAGUGCGGUUGUUUUUCUAUGUAAGGAAAGGAUUCGACAGAAGAAGAAACUUGUCUCAGUUUCAUCGAAAAUCUCUGAGGUGGAAAUAAUUCGCUAUCAGGUUCUAAUUCCGGUUACUGAAGUUCAAGUUCGAGCAACAUCAACCAAAUUAGAAGAUAAAAACUCAUCGAAUGCAAAUAAUAGUUCUAAUCAAAUCUCUACUCUUCCGGGCGCUGGUAUUAAUGCCGAUACAACUGGUGCUUCCUCGUCGACCUCUGGUUCACAAUAUCUAUGGGAAUUGAUUCAUCUACGUUGUUCACAAAUCGGUGUUUCAACCCAACGUCGAACCGAAAAAGUUUACCAAUUAUCUAAUAGUACAAAUGAAUUUCGUAAUGCAUUCCUACGAACAAUUAGACAAAUAAUUAGAGAAUCAGUUCGUAAAAUGGCCGUGCCUGUAACAAAACCCGCUCUCACCUCGAAAUCAGCUUUCCAAGAAUCAUCAAAUCCAGUUAAUCAUCAUUAUGUUAAAGAUAAACCAUCACAACAAUCAAAUUCAGAAUCACAAGGAACUAAACCAAUUCCUAAUUCAACAACGACAACCGCUGAGACUCAUCAUCACUCCCUUUCCCGGUCAUCAUCAAUAACGGCUACACCAUCAAGCGGAGGUGCAAUCGGAUCAAAUCAACAAACCACCAAGCCAACAAUUAAACAAAAACCCGCUCCACCGCCGAGAGCACCAACAACAACCAAAUCAACAGGAGGACCUACAACAGCUCAACAACAAGCGGCAAUGAAGGAGAAAAUGGAACGUGAACAUAAUCAUCAUCAUCAUCAUCAUCAUCAUUCAUCAUCUUCAUCAUCAGGUAGCAAACAAACCGUUAGUUGUGGUCUUUGUGGUGCCGAUGUUGGUCUAGGCCCCAAUGAUGGUUCCAAUAAAAUAUCAAGUAAAACUGAUAAACAUCAACAGGGAACAUCAUCAUCAACAGAUAAAUCUGAUCCUUCAUCAUCUUCAGGAAAAGGAGGAGUAGGUGGUAGAAAUAAAGAUGAAUUAAAAGAUGUUGCAUCAUCUUCAUCUCAUGAAGAUAAUCAUGAUAAACUAAAUCAAAGGAGAUCAAGUAAACAAUAAGAUUAAAGAAUCAACACUCAACAAUUAAUGUGAAAUAAUAACAAUUCAACAUAAUAUUUAUCAGCAAUAUAAACAAAUUAUUAUAUAAAAAGAUGAGGAUGGAAAAUAUAAAAACUCAACUUAAUCAACAAACUUUUCAACAAUUAACUAAUAUAAUUAUAAUAACGAUUAACUAAUGAGAGGUAGAGAUUAAAUUUGUAUUGGGAAAAUCAAGAGCAACACAAAAUGUGCCAAGGUAAAAGCCCUAUGAUUGGAUUAACACUCAUUAAUUAGUUAAUCAAUUUGUGAUUGACCUGAUUAAUUAAUCUCUCUCACUCUCUAUAUCUUUUCCCACCCUCAUGCCUCCCACUCCGAUUAAUAUUUCAUAAUGAAUUAUAUACACACAAUAAUAAUACUUAUAUAUUAUAUUACAAAGGCUUCCACAAUUAAGAAACUUUUUCUAAUCACAAUGCUAACAAUUAACAUGAUAAACAAAUGACAUUAUUAAGUUAAUAUCAUUGAUUACAAUUAAUGAUUAAUAAUAAUGAUAAAAAAACGAUUUUGCUAAUUCAUUUGUAUUCAAUUCACUCCUCAGUGUGAUGCUGAUUUGAAUUGAUCAUAUUUGAAUUAAACAAGAAAAUUAACUAAUUAAUUGACUUGAAGCUCAAUGUUAUGAUUAAUUGUUUUCAAAUGUUUACAAUUUAAAUUAAUCAUAACACUUUCUCUCUAAUCUCUCUUCUUGUAAUCAACUAAUUAACUCAAAUAAUAUAAACCAAAUUAACUAACUGCAAGAAAUUUUCUUUUGAUUAACUAACAAUAAUAACUAAAUUUGUUUAAUAAUAUUAUUGAUUAACAUGGUAAACAAAUUUAUGAUUGAUGCCUGACAAUUUACAACCAAAGCAACAAUUAAGUCUAAAUUUGAUUAGUUAAUUGUAAUUAACUGGUCAUCUUUGCAAUAUAAUUUUAAUUGUUAUUUAAAUUUUAUUCAUCCUCUCCUUUAAUUAUGAUUAAUUAGCAGAAAUAUUGAUUUAUAUUGUUGUAAAGUAACAACAACAAUUUAAGUUGAUUAUUCAUGAUUCGAGUAAAAAUAUUAACGAUCUCAUAAUUUGAUCAAAUUAAAUAACAAUUUAAAUUGAUA